This is a messenger RNA of Solanum stenotomum, 1952 nucleotides long. RefSeq names its product probable receptor-like protein kinase At5g20050. Gene Ontology annotation, molecular function: ATP binding; protein kinase activity. The record is from RefSeq and is a predicted model, not a curated record. The coding region runs from base 201 to 1952 and encodes 583 amino acids. The transcript has 10 exons. Gene Ontology annotation, biological process: protein phosphorylation. NCBI's taxonomy places the organism in Eukaryota, Viridiplantae, Streptophyta, Magnoliopsida, Solanales, Solanaceae.
GCCUUGGCCUGUCAUAUUCUAUGCUGCUUUGCAGCUGAGUUAAAGGGACGGCUGCAUUUAUGGGUUAAUGAGGUUGUUAGUGCUUUAGUUCCGGUAAAUUCAGCGUAGAAGUAAGAAUGACUGCCAUUUCCGCUAUGCCGUUACUGUUAAAUUCAGCUUCUUUUGUGCAAUGAAGAAAGGGCUGCUUCCUGUAACAGGUUAUGGCAAGUCCCCAGUUCAAAAGCUAUCUAACACUAAUCAUCCCAACUUUGCUUGAUGCGUUAAAGAAGGAGUCAAAGGUACAUGUUCAAGCAAGACUAUUGGAGGCAUUCAACGAAAGCAUUCAGAUUCCGGGUUCACGUCUAAGUAAACAUCAAGCUGAAAAUUUUGUUGAAGGCAUAUCAAGGGUUCUCUUAACUUGCUCAUACCGCAAGACAGAAAGAGAGAAAAGAUCUAAAGAACACACAGAUUCAAGGGAGCAGGAGCUACUUAAGGAGGAAGCUCAACAACACGUAAUUAUAUGUAGAAAUAUUGGCAUUUGCCUUGGAACUAUGGUGAAAAAACUCAAGGCAUCAUUCUUGCCCCUUUUAGACAAGUUUUUGCCUUAUGUAUCACUUCUUUAUGAUGUUUUAUACAGUAAUGAUAGAACAGCAGAAGAAAGAAGAAUUGUAGUGCACCUUUUCUGUGAUGUUGCUGAGCAGUGUCGCGAAGAAGCAUUCAGGCAAGACUGGAUACCUCUCCUGCUUAAAGUUUACUAUCACAAGGAUCCAGAUAUUCCACAGAUUGUGGCAAUUGCAAUUGGUAUUUGUGCUGAAUUCGGAUCAGAUUUCCUUAAACCUCAUACUGAAGGAAUAUUCGGUUGUUUGAAAACUGCAUUGGAGCAUAGUUUCCUAAGGAAAGUAACUGGUGUGCCAACAAGAUUUAAGCUUAAAGAGCUCGAAGAAGCAACCGAUAACUUUGGAUUGUUGGUAGGACGUGGAUCAUCAGCUUGUGUUUUCAAAGGUGUGCUUAGUGAUGGUGCAUCAGUAGCUGUGAAAAGGAUAAAUGGAGAGGAGCGUGGCGAUAAGGAAUUCAAAUCAGAAGUUGCAGCUAUUGCUAGUGUUCAACAUGUUAAUCUUGUACGUUUAUAUUGUAGUGUUCCUCCAUCAGGACCUCGAUUUUUGGUUUACGAGUAUAUAGUUAAUGGAUCACUUGAUAAUUGGAUUUUUCGAAAAAGGGGAAUUCGAGGAUGUUUGUCCUUGGAUUUGAGGUGUAGAGUUGGUCUAGAUGUGGCUAAGGCACUUUCUUAUUUGCAUCAUGAUUGUAGAUCGUGUAUUUUACAUCUCGAUGUCAAGCCUGAGAAUAUACUUCUAGACGAGAAUCAUCGUGCUAUUCUAGUUGAUUUCGGGUUGUCUAAGUUGAUGGGGAAAGAUGAGAGUAGAGUUGUUACAACGAUUAGGGGUACUCGGGGGUAUUUAGCACCCGAGUGGCUCCUGGAGAACGGGAUUUCUGAGAAAAGUGAUGUUUAUAGCUACGGAAUGGUGCUAUUGGAGAUGAUUGGAGGGAGGAGAAAUAUUACUUUAGCUGAAAAUGGAAAGAGUAUCAAUUCAAAGAGUAAGUUCAGCUACUUUCCUAAGAUUGUGAGUGAGAAAUUGGAGCAGGGGAAGGUCAUGGAAGUCGUGGAUGAGAGGCUCGUCCACGAGGCAGCUACAGGAGGUGUAGCUGUAGAAAUGCAAGUGAAAAGAUUGGUGUGUGUGGCGUUGUCUUGCAUCCAAGAACGGCCUAGUCUUAGGUCAACAAUGGCACGAGUCGUGGAAAUGCUGGAAGGUCGUGGGCCAGUAGAAGCGCCUAGACAAACGACAAUGUUGAUCCUCGAUCUAUUAGACGAGGGUGUGGAUCAUCAUCCUGGGAUACCUAGCGUUGCUGCAGCCAUGUCAAGAUCUGAUACUAAUUCGCUUCGCUCUUAUACAAUGUCUAUCCUCUCAGGGAGGUAG